This is a messenger RNA of Asparagus officinalis (garden asparagus), 1598 nucleotides long. RefSeq lists its product as uncharacterized. Bases 1 to 1479 code for a protein of 492 amino acids. Lineage: Eukaryota; Viridiplantae; Streptophyta; Magnoliopsida; Asparagales; Asparagaceae. The record is from RefSeq and is a predicted model, not a curated record. The transcript has 6 exons.
AUGUCGUGGAGACGCUACGGGAGAUCUUACGGUUCUCGACUGAGCUUCGAACGGUGUGAGGCGGUUCUCGGUUGGAAGGACGAUGAGGACAACGAGGGGCAAGUAGCGGGGUGGGGCGAUGCCAGUCGAAAAGGAGAUGACGACGAGAGGGCGUUGCAGAGCGAGCUGAGACGCACAAAGAUGAGGGACGUGGAAGGGGAUACGUUGCUGGAGAAGGGAGGAGUGCGCGAUGAUGAAAUUUUGGGACUUGAUGAGGGUGCGGUGAAGGGAUUAGGGAUUGAGAGGGUGAUGAAAUUUUGGAAUCAUGAUUUACUCAAAAGCUUGAAUAUGGACAAAAAUGAAGUUGUACGUAGGAUGAACAAUUCAGCUGCUGUUGCUACUGUACUAGUUAUGCUAAUGAUAUUAAAUGGUAGUACAUCGAGUUGUCAAGACUAUCUCAGGAUGCGCAUUGGACCUUUUAUGAACUUAGCUCAAAUGAUGAGAGAUGAGGGCUUAUUGAAGGACACAAUCCAUGUUCCUAUAGAAGAACAGUUGGCUACAUUUCUCUACAUAAUGGGACACAAGUCCAAGAAUAGGGCUUGCAGAAUUGACUUCAUACGUUCCGGGGAGACUAUUAGCAGGUAUUUCAAUAAAGUUCUAGGAGCUAUUUUUUCUCUUCGGGAUAGGUUUAUGAAACAAGCCCCAAAUGAAACUCCGGCAGAAAUUAUGGAAUCUAGUCAAUGGUUUCCAUUUUUCAAGGAUUGUAUUGGUCUAAUAGAUGGAACACACAUAGAUGCAACAGUACCAACUAAAGAUGCUCCUAAAUUUAGAGGACGCAAAGGGAUCACACAAAAUGUUUUGGCUGCAGUAACACCAAAUAAACGAUUCACAUAUGUGAUGGCUGGUUGGGAGGGAGCUGCAAAUGACUUCACAAUUCUUAAGGAUGCACUAUCCUUGCCCCCACCAAAUGGUUUGAGAGUCUACGAAGGAAAAUAUUAUUUGUGUGAUGCUGGAUACCCAACCAUGCCGGGAUUCAUUGCUCCUUAUCGUGGUGUACGAUAUCACUUGAAAGAACAUAGUGGAAGAGUUCCUAACAAUCGUCGAGAGUUAUUCAAUCUUCGGCAUUCAUCACUUCGUAGUAAGAUAGAAUGCACAUUUGGAAUCUUGAAAAGUCGAUUCAAGAUUCUUUCUGCCAAACCUCAUCAUCCUUUCCCAAGUCAAGUAAACAUCGUAAUUGCAUGUACUAUUUUACAUAAUUAUAUUGCUAUUAUUGAUCCGAAUGAUAAGUUCUUGAAUGAGUUUAUGCAUGUAAAUGAGGAGGAUGGAGAUAUCUUGAAUGAAGAUGCACCCAUUAUUGAUUUUACACAACAAAUGACUCAACGAGAACAACUUGAUACGCGGGAAGAGUGGAAGUCACGGCGAGAUCAAAUUGCAUAUGAAAUGUGGAUUGAAUAUUGUAAUCGACAUCGUAAAGGAGUCACGUAUGAGACACCUUUUUGAGAUUUAUAUGUAAUGUUUGUAAUGUGCUAUGUUAUGCAAUUUAAACUUUGUUAUGAUUUGUAGGAUUUGAACAUUUCAACAUGUAUGCAAUGUGGUAUGUAGUGUUGCUUUAUGUAGAA